UAUGAACAUAUAUAAAUGGGAAAUGCUACAGACCCUAUUCACGAAUCGGGGAUUCCAACAUACGUGUUUUUCGCCUUUGGAUUUGUGGGCAAUGGGCUAGCUCUUGUUGUUAUUUGUUGCAACCGGGAACAUCAUCAAUGGCGAUCCUUCUACAUUUUCUUCGUAGGUCUAGCAAUGUCUGACUUUCUGAAUCAGGUGAUAGUAUUCCCAUUCGAAGUCUUACGGUAUGGAUCUAAUUUCAAUUACACUAUUCCCCCACAUCUUUGCAAAGUUGAGUCAUUUAUCUACUCUUUCACCCAAAUUUCCUCAGGCAUGAUCAUUUCCGGUAUAGGCACGGACCGAUACAUUUUUUUAAGUAACCAUGGACAACCACACGACACGAUGCUGUGGAAUCGCCGAAAAUAUCUUGUUUGUCUGCUGGUGAUAUGGAUUUUUUCGGCCCUUGUGUCAUCACUUCAUUUGUUUGUAGGGAAAAGCUCGAUCUUUUAUCCCGGGUCCUGGUGCUUUAUUGACGUGAUGGACAAGGGUAUUGGAUCUGUAUUUAGUGCCACAGUGUACGCUUUAACAGGGAUUGUGGUCCUUGUGUAUACUGUGUACAUUUAUAUCUGCGUCAUGUGCAUGUCGUGUAGAGACCCUGAACAACGCGGUAGACUUCUGGACGCAGACCGUGUAACUGGCUUUUACGACGUUCAUGUCAAUGUGUUCUUGGCAAUUUCAGUGACGCUUUAUGUCGUCUGUUGGGGACCAUUUUUGAUGGACAUAUUUUUACGAGGGAUCAAAGUAAUACCUGGUUGUCCAGGUAAACUUGAACUUUGGCUUGUUCGACUGAUAGACCUGAAGUCCAAUGUGAACCCCUGGCUUUAUGUAUUACUACGCAAGGAGUAUAUAAGAAGGAUCUUUGUUCGAUUUCAGUCAUGCCAUGAGGGGAAUAUUCAAACAGCGCCCCCUGAUGGAGAAAGCAAGAGGCUCCUACAGGAGAGUCAAAUAACUUUCUCAAAUCCUUCAAGUCAGUGUUCUAACUAUAUGCAAAACUGACUGAUCUUUACUAACUAUUUUCAUUAUUUAUUAUUUUUUAAUUUUUUUAAGCAAGAUUAUUAAGAAAUCAUCAGAUGAGGUAUCAGGGUUGAAAAUCCCACUGAUUCCUCUUAUAAAAUUGUGCUCAAGCAUUAUAUUAUUAGUACUUCCCAGAAAAGCCUAAUCUAAAUAAAAUUAUUUGAAAUGCAAAUUUGGAGAAGGGGGAAUCUUUUACAAUAAUGGACUUUUAAACUUUGCAGUAUCAUAUAAAAGACUGGAACACUAUCUCAAGCGAGAGUUACCGCGGGUUACUUCUUUUAGAUUUCGAUGAUGAAUCUAGAAAUCAGCAUUAUACAUCAAUCUAUUCAUCAAACGAGUUCAAAAUUUAGUCAAAUAACGAAAUAGGAAAAAUUUUGUCUCAACAGCUGAACAUCAAGUUACUUUUAUAAUGUACAUGUACAUACUGUAAAGAAUUUAUCAUAAUCACCCAAAUAGGCAAUAAACCUUACCAAUAGUUAAUGCAGCAUGCCAGCUAUAAAAGUUUCCGCGAUAGCCAGCAGCAUAGCUUAAGAAACGAAAAAUCAAAAGAAAAUUGAAACAACAAAAACUCGUCUUUUUUGUUGUACUAGCCAAAUAACAGGCAUUUACUGUUAAUGAAUAAUUAUUAUAAACCAUUUACAACAACAUACAUAUUGGAAAAUAAAAGCUUAAGCAUAACGCAUUCCAAAAUACCGGUAAAAUCCAAAGAUCCAACUCCGAACAUUUUUAAACUACUGAUUAUGAAGCAUUUCAUUUACUCUUUUUGAAACUAAUUUAUUUCUUUUAAACCACAUGGAAACAAAAAGUUAUCAUGCAUUUGUGAUUUUUACAUAACAAUCCUUUGAUUUAUUCAUGUUUAUUCGUAUCUUUUCUAGUACUGAGUUGCUCCCCCUUUUUCAUGGAAAAACAGUUUUAUUGCCCACAAGCAUGUUAUGAUUAAAGCUUUCACAAAAACUAUACGGGAGUAAGGAAUCAUAUUUACUCCUGUGCCUUCCUCAGAUCCCGUUAGUCUUUGGAAAAUACUAUCGUUUGUCUUUAGUUGGACAAAUGUGUUCUAAGUUUGGAUAAAAAUCUGAACAAGUUUUUGACCUCUAUAGUGUAAACACUUAUUAAUAGUAUUGCAUUUGAGAAAAUUUCUUGCGUUUUGGAGCUAAGCUUUGAAAUGAUGCUUAUCAAUAAAUACAAAUCAGAAAUAUCAAACAAGCACGUGUAAGAUACAUGUCUUUUAUCUUCAUCUGAACAUAGAAGAAUUUGUCCAACUCAAUAUAGCUUCUGCACAUUCACAGCUUAAAUAAAGACUUGCAUGGAAUGUAAAUCAAAUUCAAAAAUACUAAAAUAGAAAGAUCUUUGUUAAAAAGAUGUCAAGGACAUAAAAAAGAUAAUUAUGUGUAUGUAAAAAGCACACCUAACAGAAAAUAUGCUUAAUUCCCAGAGGUUUUCUUGGAAUAGUUUAUUUAGUCAUGUCUUUCGUAUUAAGGCUGCUACUCGUGCAAAAGUGGAAGCAAAUAAACAUGUAAUAGAAAGAAGAUAUAAUACUUGCAUAUAAAACUUGUAAUAAAUAUAUUAUGUCCUUUG
Saccostrea cuccullata (small rock oyster) is the source of this 2628-nucleotide messenger RNA. Its product is annotated as prostaglandin E2 receptor EP4 subtype-like. Gene Ontology annotation, molecular function: thromboxane receptor activity. Bases 16 to 1035 code for a protein of 339 amino acids. Lineage: Eukaryota; Metazoa; Mollusca; Bivalvia; Ostreida; Ostreidae. Gene Ontology annotation, biological process: inflammatory response; positive regulation of cytosolic calcium ion concentration; adenylate cyclase-activating G protein-coupled receptor signaling pathway. The record is from RefSeq and is a predicted model, not a curated record. The transcript has 2 exons. Gene Ontology annotation, cellular component: plasma membrane.